Molecule: messenger RNA, 4097 nt
Organism: Neocloeon triangulifer
Lineage: Eukaryota; Metazoa; Arthropoda; Insecta; Ephemeroptera; Baetidae
Product: kelch-like protein 7
Exons: 9
Coding region: 2142-3680 (512 amino acids)
Biological process (GO): neurogenesis
Cellular component (GO): cytosol
Molecular function (GO): protein binding
Source: RefSeq, a predicted model, not a curated record
AUUUUUUGCCAUUGCAAAAGUCGGCACACCCACACCCGGACUCAAAGCAUGUAAAAGUCACGUUUGUGAUUGUUAUCUUUAUGAGAAGAUAAAAAUUGCAAUAAGUUUUGGUUUUUCACCUUUAUGUACUAAUGAACAUUCUUACUUUAUUUGGUAUUUCUCCAACGAGCUGCUCGUGAAUAAUUAUUGACGUUUCAAUUUAACAUCAAAUAAGUGAAAAUCGUUAUGGGUAGCAGUGGCUCCAAAUCAACAGCCAUGGAUUGGCGUGACGAGGUCCCAAGUCUUGCAGAUCAAUUAUGGUACAUGUAUGAAAAUAAAAUUGGCACUGAUCUUCAAAUUGCAGUCACGAACGAUGAGAAAGUACAGAGUUUUGACUGCCACAGAACUAUAAUGAGGAGGUUGUCGUUCAAUUUCGAGUUGCAAGAUGAUGACGAGAAUUUCAUGUACGUGGACGUGGGAGAUAUGGACCCAGAUUUGUUCGACUAUAUAAUUAAAUUUGCUUACACAGACAAAAUUGUCUUUAAAUCUUUCAAGGACUCAAUCCAAAUCCACAGAGUUGCUUCUAAUUAUCAAAUGAACCAUUUGCGCAAAGAGUGCGAAAAUUUCAUGCAGAACAAAGUAGACAAGGACAGUGUGUGGAGCCUGCUAAGCCACACCAAUAAAGGUCCUGACCUGACGGCCUUGACAGACUAUUUUUUAACUGGGCAAACAUGUGCCUGUUUGGAAUCACCUGAGUUCCUCUCCUGCAAUCAAACGACUUUAGAGUUGCUGCUCAGCCAGGAAUCAAUCAACGCCACAGAAUUGCAGCUCAUCCAGGCGGUAUUAAAAUGGACUCGGCACAAAAACGGCAACAAACCCUUCGAUUCGGAAACAGCCCGGCGAAUUCUUGGGCCCUGCAUCAGCCUCUUGCGAUUUCUUUGCCUCACUGCUGCCGAUUUUUCAACUUACGUUGCUCAAAGUGGACUUAUUUCAAACGAGGACGCCCUUCUGGUGCUCAUAAAUUUGUCCACCAAAGGCCAAGCAAAAUUACCGAGUUACAUCUGCACGACUGAUGUCCCAAGGAAACCUUGUUCUGCUGCUUUCAAAGUAAACUGCGAUGCAGCAGUUGAAGUGCGGAAGGAAGAGGAAGAUGAAAAAACAGAAGGCGCAGAGUGUUUGCCUGCAGCACCGGCGGUCCAAUCGCAAAAAAUUCGCCGCUCAAAAAAAGCCAAAGCGGAAAAGAUUCAAAGAAGCCCCGAGCACAAACAGAAGUCCAAUAAGUGAAAAUGAGGUCUUCUUCACUCGCCUGCUUCACCCUGAGUUUGCUCACUUGGACCUUGCGCAACUCUACGAUUCGCCUACCUCUUUCCAAGUGGACCUGCAGCUCUCCCGGUCAGCCUUACUCGCUGGUUUCAGAUUGGACACGCAAGUCAAAAAGCCAGAUUUGGUCAGCACAAUUGAUACAUACAGAGAGAACGUGCAAUUGUCGGUUUACAAUACCAAUGUAAAAAAAUUUAUUUGCUGUCAAGGCUACACAGGAAGUGCCAAUUACGGUGCGGGCAGAACCUUUGUCAUUCGUUUUAAAAAACUUGUAGCACUUGAAGCACAAGUUUGGUAUUCGGUCCACGUGCGCUUCAGCAAUGCUGGAUGUUACAAAUAUUGCCUACGGCCCAAUCGCGUUAUACAGAAUGGUAUGGAAGUCAAAUUUAACACAGACGAAAAUUGUCCUCGGAGCGCCAACCCUAUUGCGGCCGUUAUAUUAUGUUUGUAAGCUUUCGUUGAAUAUAAUUUAUAUAAAAUGGUAUAAAACAUUAUUUCUCGACGGAAAGCCUGUUUUCUUAUUCUAACGCAUGGUGCCUAUCGGUGCUCAUUUAAAAAAAAAUAUUUAUACAUACUUGUGGCUUUACUCCGAAGAUGACGCCUCUGCCUUCUCUUUUCGCGAGCAGGACUUUUUGCCAAAUUGCUAAUUUCGGCACACCCACACCGUGACUUAAACUUAAACCACUUCAAAGUCACUUUGAUUGUAUUAUCAAAGAUAGAUUAAAAAUAUUGUUUCAUCACUCUUUAUGAAGAUUGUUAUUUCAGUUGUCUCUAUAUAUUGGACAUGCUCCAUACGUGCAUAAUUAUCAUCAAGAAGCAUAAAUUAUCAAGCAUUGCUUGCAAUGGAUUGGCGCGACGAGCUCCGUAGACUCCCAAAUCAGCUUUGGUACAUGUAUGAAAGGAAGCUUGGAACCGAUCUGCAAAUUUCAGUCACAAGUGAUCACAAUCAACAGGUUUUUCACUGCCACAAAAUGAUCAUGAGGAGGUUGUCUUGUGCCUUCGAGCCCCAAGCAGAUGGUGAAAUGUUGUCGUCUCUCGAUGUGGGUGACGUGGACCCAGAAAUUUUCUCCGCCAUAAUUAAAUUUGCAUACACCGACAAAAUUGUUUUCAAAUCCUUUGCAAGCGCCAUUCAAAUACACAUGGUGGCUACCAAAUACCAAAUGAAUCAGUUGUGUAUAGAGUGUGAAGAUUUCGUACAGAACAAUUUAGACAAGGACAGCGUUUGGACUCUGCUAAGUUACUCCAAUAAAGGUGUAAAUCUGAGUACCUUGGCAGAAAAAUAUUUAGUUGCACAAACAAGCGAGUGCUUGCAAUCGCCAGAGUUCCUCUCCUGCAGCCAUGCCACUUUGGAGUUAAUGUUAAGCAAGCAAGAGCUGAAAGUUCAUGAAAUAGGGCUACUGCAGGCGGUUAAAAAGUGGACCAAGCAUAAAAAUGGAGGCGAACCUUUCAAUUCUGAUGAUGCAAAACGGAUUCUUGGACCUUGGCUCGGUCAAUUGCGAUUUCUAUGUCUCAGUUCCGCCGAUUUUUCCACACAUGUUGAUAAAAGUGGACUAAUUUCAAAUGAGGAUGCCAAGCUGGUGCUCAAAUAUUUUACCAAGGAUUACCCACUAGAAGAAUUGCCAAGCCACAUCUGCAAGGUAACUGUUCCACGGGAUCACAAAUCUGCACAUAGGAGGGAAAGGACCCUCGACAAGCAACACAAAGGAAAGCGCCAGCCGGAUCUUGCAACAAAAAAGAAAAUCAGAAAAAGAGAACCUUUUAGCAAUAAUGUAGCAGGAAAAGAAAACAAAGACGAUGUGUUCUGUACGCGCCCAAUUGAGCCCUGUUCGAAGCACUUGGCAAAAACCUAUGAGUCGCCGACCUCAUUUGAAGUGGACUUGCAGCUCUCCCAGUCAGCCAUGGUGACUGGUUUCAGAUUGGAAACGCAAGUAAAAAGACCGAAUUUGAUAACUAAAAAAAUUGAUUCGUACGCCGAGAAAAUACAAAUAUCAGUGUAUAAUCCUGAUUUAAAAAAAUUGUUAAGCAGUCAAGUUUAUGUCGGAAGAGCCAAUUACGGGCCUGGAAAAUACUUUGAUAUUCAUUUUAAAAUGCCAAUACAAUUGGAUCCAGAAAUUUGUUAUUCAGUUGUUGUGUGCUUCAACAAUUUUGGACUUUAUUCGAACAGUCCACGGCUAAAUUACGUUAAAGAAGGAGAUGUAAAAAUGACAUUUAGCAAAGACGACUACCCAUAUAGUGCCAACCCUAUAGUGUCUGUCAUUUUGAGGCCUCCUUUUGAUUUCAACCCCUUUGGCUUUAGAAGGCCACCUGCUACUCCUGCCGUAACGUCCGCAACUCGCAAGAAUGUUAAAAAAAGUAAAGAACGGGAAGAGCCUCUUCGAUAAUGGAAGUUUGUUACAAUUACUGUUAACAUCUAUCACAUUUCAAUUAAAAAACUUCAAAUUAGGCAUAUAAAUUAAAUGAUCUUACUAUCAUUCAAAAUGCACGUCAAUGCACUUAAUAUUAAAUUAUAGGUCUAGCCCGUGUUAAUUUCUUUUUAAAUUGGGACAGUAUGGUAAAUCUUAAAUCUUAAAUUAGUUGAUUUAUUUUUAAUUAAGUGGAUAUCUAUUAAUCGGAAAGUGAAAAUUUUCCUUAAAUUUUUUCCUUUCGGCCGGGGUAGAAAAAUAAUGUUAUUUACAUUAUAAAUAAAAAUAAGAAUUUUUGUAAUGAUUCAUGAGAAGUUAACUUUAGUGACCCUGACAUAGUGAUUUUCUUUUAAACAUUUAUUCAUUUUGUUGAUGGAUUUGUCGCAAUAAAUUAAU